This is a messenger RNA of Exophiala oligosperma, 2038 nucleotides long. RefSeq lists its product as uncharacterized. Gene Ontology annotation, cellular component: dynactin complex. The transcript has 3 exons. NCBI's taxonomy places the organism in Eukaryota, Fungi, Ascomycota, Eurotiomycetes, Chaetothyriales, Herpotrichiellaceae. The record is from RefSeq and is a predicted model, not a curated record. Bases 119 to 1870 code for a protein of 583 amino acids.
ACCCUAUACAACAAUACCAGUAGUAACAACAAGCCAUAAGGAUGUUCCACACUCGUCUCAUCUCCAACUCGAUCAGUUCGACAAGUUGAAUCUUGCAGGCCUGUUACCACCGACCGCCAUGGCCAAUUUGUUUCCAUACACUUUCAUUUCUUGCCCCUGUUCUGAUGUCUCUCGAAGGGCGUUGACUUCCAAGAGACUCUCGCGCGAGGUGGACUUGGACCAACAAAUUCAGCAAGAUGAAGAAACGUUCGACUCUCGACAACCUCGAUCAUCCUUUUCGCUAUUCCCCCCUGAAAAUCUACUCUACUGUGAAGAAUGUCACGACAUCAAAUGUCCGCGGUGUGUGACGGAAGAAAUCAACGCCGUGUACUGUCCAGAUUGCUUGUUCGAAAGUCCAAAGGUCAUGGUCAGAGGCGAAGGCAACAGAUGUCCACGCAACUGCUACCACUGUCCCAUAUGUACAUCUCAGAUGAUCACAACUUCUGUGGGAGACCCGAAGGAAGGACCGUUCAUUCUCAACUGCAAUUACUGCAUGUGGAAUACCCUUGACGUCGGCCUCAAAUUCGACAAGCCAACCGGCAUCCGUACUCAGAUGGACGAUCUCUCGAACGGAGCCAAACCGAGGUCGUCCAGUAUCAAAUCUCCAUACUCGUCGGGUCAAGACCAACCUCCCCGAAAAUCCUCCCUCGCAUUGCCACCUUUUUCUCCCUCCGACCAGACUGAGCCGCCCGAAUCCACAAACAGGACAAUGCCACGAGCACCACUGGAUUCGGCAUCUAGGUUUAAUGCUCUCAAGACAUUUUACAAGGACCAAAUCGCAGAAUCGUCCGCUACCGAUGUCGACUUCCCAACGUCGGCACUUGACAUGGCCUAUUCCUCGCCCUCGUCCCUUCAAAGAAUCAUGAACAUCUACACCAACCCGUCAAGUUCCUUGAAGCGCUCCCGUCAGAAACUCACCAUAAUGCGCGAGGCCAGAACGCGAGACGAAGGGUUCAAAGUCGUAGAACCUUCUUCAGGACCAAUUUUGGACUACGAAGAGACCACGACCUCUUCACAACGGGCAUUCCAGUAUCCAUCCUUCAUAGGCAACCCGGACGCUCUGGGGGUUUCGGACCUCAAACCGAUGCCUACGCUCAUGCGCACGAAGCGCUCCAAACGCUGCGCGGCUUGCAAACACAUCCUCACGCGACCCGAGCUCAAGAUCAGCUCGGCUCGUUACCGCAUCAAACUCAUCGCCCUCAACUACAUCCCCUACGUGACCGUCAAACCACUCCCCGUGUCUGGGGGCUUACCACCUCCGGGGCCCGACGGAGCCGACCUCCUCCUCUCGGCCGGCAAACCCGUCCAGUUCAUCAUGACCCUGCGCAACCCGCUCUUCGAGGACGUGAGUGUCGGCCUCGGCAGCCCGAGUGUGACCCCCGGCAAGCACGGCCACCGGGUGACGAUACUGUGCCCUCAGUUCCAGAUCGGCAAAAACAGCGACGCGUGGGACGAUGCCUUGAACAGCAACAGUCACAAUACUACCGGCGGUAACAAUGCUGCCAACAAUAACAACAGAGGCAUGGUCAAUGCUUCCGGGGGCGAACAGAUCGCCGGCAAAUUGUACGACCAGGGCAGGAACUGGGUGAGUGUGGUGCUCGAGAUCGUCCCGGCCACCAUCUUCAGGAGACAAGGCGAGGUCUUGGAGGAAGACGAGGACGUGAUCGAGAUCCCCAUCCGGGUGAGGUUGGAAUGGACGGUCACGGACGAGGAUGCGAUGAUCGAGCGACGCAAAAAGGACAAGCUCCUCGAGGAAGGCGAAGACGCCGACGACGGGAAGAGGGAACUGAGUUAUUGGAUGGUCUUGGGCAUUGGGCGAGUCGAUUGUUGAAGUGAGUAGGCGAUUAAAGCGGGCGUCUUUUCAAUGAUACCCCAGAUGGAAUUGUUUUGUUUCUGUCGGUGACACUCACACAACACCAUUGCUUUUUUUUUUCUUUUGUGGAUUCAAGUGGCUUGUCGGCGUUGCUUGUUUCUAUCAGAACCGUAGUACAUACACAGC